AUGUCAAAUAGACAUCUUUUCAACUCAGCCGACGGCCUCGUCAACAAGGCCUUAAGAGGAAUCAUCACUUACAACCCGUCUCUCAGCUUGGACGAAACUAACCGAGUUGUUUACGAUACCACCUAUGACAAGUCUAAGGUGGUUCUUAUUAGUGGAGGUGGCUCCGGACACGAACCAGCAUGGACUGGCUAUGUAGGCAAGAACAUGCUCACAGCUUCUGUCCAAGGAGAUAUCUUUGCCAGUCCCAGCACGAAGCAAAUCGUUGCAGCAGUUGAUGCUGUUCCCAGUGACAAGGGCACCAUUCUGGUCAUCACAAACUACACUGGUGACUGCUUACAUUUUGGACUCGCCAACGAGAAGGCCAAUGCCAAAGGCCAUAACUGCCGGACCAUCAUUUGCGGUGAUGAUGUUUCCGUAGGCAAAAACGGAAGCAUGGUUGGCCGCAGAGGCUUGGCUGGUCAGAUUGGUGUUCUCAAGGUUAUGGGUGGUGCUGCUGGCGCUGGAGGUUCUCUUGAUGAAGUAUACGACCUUGGAGUGGCAUUCUCACAACAGAUUGUUUCUAUUGCCGCAACUCUAGAUCACUGCCACGUUCCAGGCCGCACUGAGCACGGCAUGCUACAAGAGAACGAAGUUGAACUCGGCACAGGCCCUCACAAUGAACCCGGCCACAAGAAGCUAUCUCCUGCGCCAUCAGCGUCUGAACUCGUUAGACAGAUCCUACAGAACUGCCUAGACGAAAAAGACCCUGAGCGCGGCUACGUGAACUUUGGCCCUGGAGAUGAAGUCAUGUUGCUCGUCAGCAAUUUUGGUGGCAUGUCACAUUUGGAGAUGGGCGCACUGGUGGACGAGAUCCUGGAACAGCUAGCAAAGAAUUGGAAGAUGGAACCCGUACGGAUAUGUGCCGGCUUUCUCGAAACAUCUCUCAACGCCCCUGCGUUUUCCGUAUCCGUCAUUAACGUAACUGCCGCGGCAAAGAAUUGCAGCUACUCUGCUGAACAAAUCAAGUCUUUCUUCGAUGUCAGGACGACUACGUUUUGGGAAUCUAUGGCCGGAUCCCAGGCUCAACGACGUACUCGACAGCAACAGCUUGUUCAGCCACCAAAGGAAGAGAUCAAGACAGUUGAUGAGAGGAGAGAUUUGGCGAUUAAUCCUGAUCUUCUUGAAAGUAUGCUUCGAAACGCUUGCGAAGCUCUUAUCAAGGCUGAGCCUGACCUCACCAAGUGGGAUACCGUUAUGGGUGAUGGAGACUGUGGAGAGACGCUCAAGACUGGUGCUACGUCUCUUCUAACAGCGCUUGACUCCGGGUUAGCCAAGGCUGGAUCAGUCGUCAAGGUUCUCCUAGAGCUCGAAGACAUCGUGGAAAGCAAGAUGGGCGGCACCUUGGGCGGCAUCCUGGGCAUCUUUUUCGUCUCCUUGCGCGCAGCCGUCGAGAAGAACAUCGGACUGGCCCAGAACCCAGUCGCUCUGUGGGGCACUGCUCUUGGAACUGCCCUCGAAAACCUCCGGCGAUACACUCCCGCCAAGGUUGGGGAUCGCACCGUCAUGGAUACUCUCAUCCCCUUUGCUGCAGUCAUGGGCGAGUCUGGCUUUGACAACGGCGUCAAGGCGGCCGAGGAUGGGGCAGACGCAACGAAGACGAUGAAGCCUAGGUUGGGCAGAGCAACUUAUGUUGGCGUGUCGAGCGAGAACAAGGAGCUGCCCCCCGAUCCGGGUGCUUGGGGAGCUAUGGUGGCCAUUCGCGGCUUGCAGGAAGGAUUAGUUGUAGCUAGUUAG
Trichoderma virens Gv29-8 is the source of this 1773-nucleotide messenger RNA. RefSeq lists its product as uncharacterized. The record is from RefSeq and is a predicted model, not a curated record. Gene Ontology annotation, biological process: glycerol catabolic process. Gene Ontology annotation, molecular function: ATP binding; glycerone kinase activity. The transcript has a single exon. Lineage: Eukaryota; Fungi; Ascomycota; Sordariomycetes; Hypocreales; Hypocreaceae. Bases 1 to 1773 code for a protein of 590 amino acids. Gene Ontology annotation, cellular component: cytosol.